GCUGAAGAACACAAGAAAGCACAGUGUGAUCGAAGAUUGUGUUGAAAAAAUGGUGGCGACUAAACUAUCCUACGAGGAGAGUCGCCGCAAAAGAUUGGAGGAAAACAAGAAGAGAAUCGAAGCCCUUAAUUUGCACCAGCUUUCUCAAGCCCUACGAAAUUCCCCUUCUCCCAAGCCCUCUCCUAUGAAGCACACCAAAACUCGUUCAGUGGAGAAGCAGAUUGUUGUUGUAAGGAGGUCUGGCCGUGUGGCAAACAUGCCCGCUCCUGUUUACAAAGAAGUGGUUAUUGAUCGCGUGGCAGUACCUAGAAGAGUUUAUGGGACCCGAAGAAAUUUAUCAAACCGCGGACAAGCAUCAGAGGAAGCGAGGGAGGAAGCUUUGGCAAAAGCAGAGAAGUUACUCUCGGAUUUAGAAUCUGAAUAUCCGACAUUCAUAAAGCCAAUGCUUCCGUCGCAUGUGAGCGGGGGGUUUUGGCUGGGUCUUUCAGUCCAGUUCUGCAAGACUAAUCUGCCAAAGCAGGACGAAAUGAUUACUUUGAUAGAUGAAGAUGGGGAUGAGUAUCCCACGGUAUAUUUGGCCCGUAAAAAUGGACUUAGCGGUGGAUGGAAGGGUUUUGCGGUUGCUCAUAACCUAGCUCAUGGGGACGCAUUAGUGUUUCAGCUAAUCAGACCUACGGCAUUCAAGGUGUACAUUAUUAGAGUGAAGAGUCCUACUCCUACAGAGGGCAAUUGGCUGUAAAUGAAUUCCACAUGGAGCUUUUCAAAUCAAUCUAGGUACGAACUAGCUGAUGUGGUUAUAUUUUGUUUUUGGCUCAAAUACUUAUGUACGAGAUCAAGAUUUUGAGUAGAGUCUACCGACUAUAGUAGUUUCGGCUGGUCUGCUACGUGUGAAGACUGAGCUUGUUUUGUAUAUCUCCACUCAGACAAGAGCAUAAAGCAACGUCGUUUAGUUUA
This is a messenger RNA of Neltuma alba, 954 nucleotides long. Its product is annotated as B3 domain-containing protein At5g42700. The record is from RefSeq and is a predicted model, not a curated record. The coding region runs from base 50 to 739 and encodes 229 amino acids. The transcript is spliced from 7 exons. Lineage: Eukaryota; Viridiplantae; Streptophyta; Magnoliopsida; Fabales; Fabaceae. Gene Ontology annotation, molecular function: DNA binding.